This is a messenger RNA of Hansenula anomala, 3879 nucleotides long. RefSeq names its product zinc finger CCCH domain-containing protein. The record is from RefSeq and is a predicted model, not a curated record. Gene Ontology annotation, molecular function: metal ion binding. The coding region runs from base 1 to 3879 and encodes 1292 amino acids. NCBI's taxonomy places the organism in Eukaryota, Fungi, Ascomycota, Saccharomycetes, Phaffomycetales, Wickerhamomycetaceae. The transcript has a single exon.
AUGCAGGCUCCUACAACAUCAACAACAACAACAAGCCACCAAACAAUUCCAUCAACAACCAUCGCACCUCUCUUCAAUUCUUUACCAGUGGGCAAUGGUCACAGCGCCAAUACCAACAAUACCAUCAACUACAUCCAAAACUCCCAAUUGAUGAAUGGCGUUGCAAACCAGUUGGCGUCUAACUUGUCAGUGAGCGAUGCUUUCACAAAUGGCCAUUCCAAUUCAUCUCCACAACUCAACAACGGUAUGUCAAGAAACAAAUUUACAUCUCAACCGAAAUCAGCAAAGACUAACUUUAGUGUUUUAGGUAAUUCAGUGGUAAACACCUCACAAUUCCAGCCAAGUUUUUCAGAGAACGUACCUCCAUUAGAUUACUCAACUACAACACCAAAUUCAUUAAGUUAUGAAGAGUUAUUGGACCUUUAUUUGAGUACAAGAACCAAUUUUCUUGAAGCUAGAAACCAAUUGGAAGAAAAUGGAAAAUCAUCACCUGGAGUUUAUCGUGAAUUAGAUGGUAUACAGAAGCAACUAAACUACAAAAGUGACCAUUAUCGUUUUCUUUUACUGAACACCUCAAGAAGUGAUUUGAACAUUUUACAAAAAUUAAGGGAAAAGGCUUCACAGAAAAGCUAUUUGUUACCUCAAGAUGAGUCGCGUCCUAACCUUGGUGCCGCUAAACGACCAUCGAAUGGGUCUGUGAAUUCUUCUGGAAAGACUUCUCUUGCUGGUAAUCAACAACAACAACAACAAACCCCAGUCUACCAAGUUAAUUCCAUAAGGGUCGUUGACACAGGUGCUAAGAAUUCUUUUGUCUCUCAACCUCAACAAACGUCAUCUAACGGAAAACCUACCGAUAUUGAACUUUAUCUACAAAAAGUUGCACAAUUGAGAGGCGAGGAUGUUGCUAAGGCUGAGGCAGCAAGACUUCAAGAGCGAAACCAACCGUUGAAAAGGGUAGCUAUAGGCCCCGACACUGAGAUGAACUUCAAUUCGAUACUGAACGAAAUAAACUCCAAGAGUUUGAGCAAAGCUGCUGCUGUUGAUUUUUUCAAAAAGAAUAUUCCUCCAUUAAGUGAAGUUGAAGAUUACAAAAAAGUUGCUGAAAUCUUGAUGAAUUUGUUGCAAGGCUACAUGAGAGAGCUGACAGGGUCUCAAUUUGAUUACAGAUCAAUUAUUGUCAAUGAAAUUUUGACUUCAUUUAAAGAGGAUCAUGAAGCUUUGAAAAUUAUUUCAAAAAACACUAGAGCUUUACUGAGAAUAACAAAUUGGUUAAGAAGAGAUUUGAAGAAUCAAGAUCAGGAAAGUAUAAAGGCUGAUUUCGGUUUAUUAGAGAGACUUAAAUUAUCAACUACACAAAUGGAGAAUUUAGAUUUGAGUCGUAUAAUGAACUUUGUUAAGAAGAAGGAACCAAAAUGGAGGGAAGUGGCUGAGAAGAUCAUGAAGCUAGGGGAAGAAGUACAGAAGAUCAGUCCUCCACCAGCAUCAUCCAAAGAAGUGACAUCUACAAUCACCUCUAGUUCUACACCACAACAGCCAGCCAAAAAUAAUCUGGUCAAUAACUUUAGUCGGAGACCACAACAACAAGUCAGGGAUUCAUCCCAAAGUUCAGAGGCUCCUAUAUCUUCAAAAACUGACCCAAUAAAGCCUUCAACGACACAACCUACAUCAACACAAUCAAGACUGCAACAAGAUUAUGCAUCGGUCAAAGCAUCUCAAAACUCAAAUGAAGCUAAAAAGAAAUGGUCUUUUAACAACUACAUUCAAUCCAGCAAAAGGAAAGCUUCUGGCUCGGAAGCUUCUUCAUUAAAUAAAGAAGUUUCACAGGAAUCACCAAUUUCUACCGAACAAGAUAAAUCAAGCUCACCAGGCUCUUUAAGAAGUAUUUUGAAAACAAAGAGCAGCACUGGUGCAUCUAAACUAAAGAAAUCUGUUCGCUUUUCAAGCCAAAUUGAGACAAGAGAGUUUGAAUCUGAAGUUCAUAUUGGUCCAAUUGAUCAAGAGCACAAGAGAGCUAGAGAAAUGGAAAGCUCUGAAGCUCAAACCCUUAAAAAACAUAAAUCUCUUGAAGAUCCUGAAGCUGCUGCUAAAAAACCAUCACACAAGAAAGUCAUUGUUCAUGACCAUAUGGAAUGGUAUACCCCCAAACCUAUUGACUUCAAAUCAAUUCAAGGACUUCCAGAUGAUUGUACAGUUUUGAGAGGUGGAUUUGUACCACUUCAACUGUUUACUGACUUGAAUGUUCCUAAGGAAAAGCCACCAGUAACUUCAGUUGAAACAAGUAGCCCAUUCGAACCAAAUGGUCUGAUCGUUGAUGCUCAAGAAGCGAUUGACUCAUCCAAGAACGAGGCUGUUAGUACAGGACCCGCUGGUGAUUUCAACGUCUAUAAUGCUGGUUUUGCCGAAGAAGAAGAAGAUGAUGAUUAUGUUUUACCUGAUAUAGAGGAAAGUAAAGAAGAACCACAUGUUGUUGAAGAAGAAGUCAUUAAAGAGAACCCUUCUCCUGUUGUUGAAAAAACUAAACAUAGUGGUACUAAUAAGAAUGUUGAUGAAGAUGUUCUGGCUUUACUGGAUGAUGAUGACGUUCUGAAUAGUCAUAAUGAUGGAGAUGAAGAUGAUUAUAGCGAGACCAAUAUUCAAAACGAGAACAAAAUUCAAGAGACGGAAUUCUCGAAAGCUGACGAAGAUCAAGUUGCUUAUCAGCAAGAUGCUACUGGUGAAAGUCACUCUGUUGGUAAUGAUGAAAUGGUUCAAGUGUCUCAAGCUAACGAAACCGUCAGUCAAUCCCAAGGUGAACCAAUCGAUAACAGCCACAGUUCAAAUGCUAACGAGGCGGUCAGUGACAACCAAACCGACUUGAACAACAAGUUAGCAACCGGGCUCUCUGAUGAUGGUGAUAAUAAUAGCAUCGAAGUGGUUGUUUUAAGUUCAGAUGAAUCAAGCUCCAAAGAAAGCGAUGAAGAGGCUGAUCCAAAAAUUGAUGAUGUGGUUGAACAUUUCGAUGCAUCUGGCGCUAUACAACAAGAAACCAAUAAAAAUGAUUCCCCAUUAGAUGCUAAAGAAUUUACAAAUCUUAUUAAGGAACAAAUCUUAAGAUCAAAUACGCCCCCUCCAAACUUUAAUCAAGUGUCUGGUGAUUCAAGCUUUCAUCAAAAGGAUAGUGGAAGAAUUCAUCAUUUUAGACCUCUACCUACUUCUCCAAAACACAAAGAGCUCCCACCAAGAUCACCACAACAAACAACAAAUAGCGCACGUUUCCUGACAAUCAAAGGAGCUUCGAGAAGAAGUCCACCUCUUCAACAAACUUGGGGUGAUUCUUAUAGCCCACAAAAGAGAUCAUCAUCACAUUUUGAUAAUAAUGGUUCCCCUAACAAAUUGAGCACUUCACAGCAUUUACAAAGGACCUCUGGGGUGUCUAAUAUUUUUGACAUCAAUGAAAACUCCCAUCCUGUCAGUAACUAUAAAAGUACGUUUGAUUCGUUUGGAAAUGAAUUGUUUCCAUCUAAAGUUGGUCAAGAUGGUGAAAGAUCUGAUGAACUCUUUCCAGGUCAAAGACAACGAAGUGAUCAUUUACCAAAGGGGCCUCUGGAAUCUUAUUCCCAUAAGAGACCAUAUAACGGGGACCCACAUCAUGUCGUUGGAGGUAGACCAGUUGAGAGAAGAGCUAAAUCGUCUUAUGUUGCUCCUGAUCAGUUCGCUGAUUUGAGAAGAAGAGAUGUGCGCCAGUACGUUAGAGACUUGCCAGAUAGUGUCACAAAUAAGCAUACUAUUGUUUGCAAAUAUUUUCCAAACUGUCAUAUUGGUCAAAAAUGUCAUUUUAUUCAUUUAAAUGAAAUGGCGCCUAGACAUGAAAGAUUUGAAUCAUAUCAGCCAAGAAGAUGA